CAGCAAUUUGCGUUCCUGUAUCCGCGGUUUGCUUUCCGACUUACAUUUCGACAGAGUGGGCGCCGCCGCAAAGGACCUCGCCGUCCGUGAAGAACAGAAAUGCCUCCCCCAACGGCUGGUGACCCGUGGCUAGUUGGCCGUCACUUUGGAGCAGUCAUUGAUGCAGGUUCAUCUGGCUCUCGACUACAGAUAUAUAGCUGGAAGGAUCCCAAGGCCAUCAGGCUGGACAGGACCAGUGAAUUCUACAACUUGCAUACGUUGCCUCAAGUUGAGAAAGGAACAAGGCAGGGUGAGGAAUGGGUCAGCAAGGUCGAGCCAGGCAUAUCGUCGUUUGCAGAUAACCUGGAAGACCUCCCAGGCCACUUGCGCCCGUUAUUGAACCAUGCUCGUGAACAAAUUCCUCCUUCUCUGCACGCUGAGACGUCCUUAUUUCUACUCGCAACCGCUGGAAUGCGGCUAUUAUCGCCGGAGAAACAGGCUCAAAUUCUGUCGGAGACGUGCCAUUUUUUUGUGCACCACUCUCACUUUCGGUUAGACGGCCCGACAGCUGCAGGCCCUUGUGGUUCAAGUGUGCGAAUUAUCACUGGCGAAGAAGAAGGUCUAUUCGGGUGGAUCGCAGUCAACUACUUAAUGGAUGGGUUUACGGGGUCCAGCAACCCUACAACCUAUGGGUUUUUGGAUAUGGGCGGAGCUUCGACGCAAAUUGCAUUUGAACCUAGCAAGGUUCACCAGGAAGACGCCAAAAGCCUCAUUGAAGUCCGUCUCCGCCGUUUGGACGGCGAGGAGAUUCUUCAUAAAGUGUUCGUGACCACUUGGCUAGGUUAUGGUACGAACCAGGCCAGAGAACGAUAUGUAGGCCUAGCGAUCAAUGAGUUCGAGGCACAACAGAUAUCACCACUUGGUAGAGACGUUGUUCCCGACCCUUGCUUGCCGAAGGACCUGGAACUCACAGAGACUCCGGUACAUCUUGGACUUGCGUCGGACCACAACAGGAAAACCCAUCGUCUGGUUGGCACGGGCUCUUUUGAGCAGUGCAUGCGAAAGACGGCCUCGCUUUUGAAUAAACAUGCGCCUUGUCCCGAUACGCCGUGUCUAAUGAAUGGCGUUUAUGUUCCCCCAAUUGACUUCUCCGUCUCCCAUUUCAUUGGAGUAUCAGAGUACUGGUAUUCUUCUGAACAUGUCUUCGGGCUCGGCGGUCCCUAUGACUUUGUGCAAUACGAGCGCGCAGCAUCUCAGUUUUGCUCGAGAGACUGGGCCAACAUUGUCCAGGAACAUGAGGAAUCUCGUCAGCACAGUCGACCUACGGGCGACGGUGAAGUAGAAGAUGGCGGUCGGAUUGUUGAAGUUGGAAAGUGGGGGGAGAAGGUGGAGAUACCGCGGUUGCGAAUGCAAUGCUUCAAGGCUGCUUGGAUUGCUAACGUGCUUCAUGAUGGGAUUGGAAUGCCGCGGAUAGUGGAUCCAGGUGGGAAUGGGACGACUGAUGGAGAAAGGGUUGCGGAGCAGGCCGAGAGUAAAGGACUAGGAAGACCGACUUUUCAGUCUGUUGACACCGUUGGGGACAUUGCUAUCAGCUGGACACUUGGGAAGAUGGUAUUAGAGGCUAGCAAGGAAGUUCCACUCCUGUCAAAGGCCGACAAGCCUCUUAGUGACCCCUUGGAUGAUAUACCAAACCCAGAAACCUUUCCUAUAAAGCCUAUACGACCACCGUUCCUCGAUCUUAUUGAAGACAAGAUCUCACCACAUCUACCGACUUCAUUGACACGAUCAUCUCUUGGAUUCUCACCCGUACUCUUGCUGCUUUAUCCCCUGCUGUUCUUUGUGCUUUUGUUUGUUAUCCGGCGAAGGAUUCGUUCGUCUUGCCUGCGCUUCCGGAGGAGCAAAGCGAAACAACGUGAUGCGGAAGCAUAUAGCAUGGGAGAGGAAGGAAAGCUACUUUCUCCCGGCUCACGGUCCCCUUCACCGACACUCAAGAGCCAGAAGUGGUUAUGGCCGCUGCGAGGCUUACUUCCUUUCGUCCAUCGACCCGUUAAUCCUUCAUUCGUCUCUAUACCUUCGUCCAACUCGAUCUUGCGGGUCACACCACCCCGCAUUUCGCCCACUCGUUCGUUUUCGAUGCCGAAUGGACUGACGUCCGCUGCAAGCAUCUCUCGUUCUCCAUCACCCUCUCCAGGCCUCGUCGACGACAAUUACCUAUCGAAUGGCCUAUAUUCGAGGUCGUUAAAUACUUCUCAAUUGACCCUAUCUGGCGGCGGUAUUGUUCCACGACCGGGAGCCAUAUCGAGGAUCAAUAGCAUGCAUUAUAUCACUGACAUGCACCUUGACGAGUAGGGCCGAGUGCGGGGGGGGCCUUCUAUCUGUAUAUGCUGUCAUUUCCCUUGCAUAUUUCUACCUCAUGCCCACACUACCGCUAUCCCGACGUACAGGUAUCUAUCUAGGGUGCACGCAAAGGGAGGGCUCUCCGCGGGGAGGACGAAUGCAGGCACUCAGGAAACGUGACUAUUUGACUGCUUUUAUUCCUGAUAUGACAGCACUAUGUAUGAGUAUGUAUCAUGGCUUCGGACGAGUACUCAGACGUUAACGUUGGGACAUCUAUUCAUUGCAUGAUCUAUUACUUAUUUCACACAAUUUUUUGAUUUGGAGGUUCUUAUUGGUACAGAUAAAGACAUAGUACGUUGUGGUACACGACAAAGUGACGGUCAUAAAUAAACUACUGGCUACGGUACGCCAAGU
Messenger RNA from Guyanagaster necrorhizus, 2730 nucleotides. RefSeq lists its product as uncharacterized. The transcript is spliced from 2 exons. NCBI's taxonomy places the organism in Eukaryota, Fungi, Basidiomycota, Agaricomycetes, Agaricales, Physalacriaceae. The record is from RefSeq and is a predicted model, not a curated record. Gene Ontology annotation, cellular component: Golgi apparatus; membrane. Gene Ontology annotation, molecular function: UDP phosphatase activity; ribonucleoside triphosphate phosphatase activity; GDP phosphatase activity. The coding region runs from base 100 to 2328 and encodes 742 amino acids. Gene Ontology annotation, biological process: UDP catabolic process; CTP metabolic process.